Panicum virgatum (switchgrass) is the source of this 2349-nucleotide messenger RNA. RefSeq lists its product as uncharacterized. The record is from RefSeq and is a predicted model, not a curated record. The transcript is spliced from 4 exons. NCBI's taxonomy places the organism in Eukaryota, Viridiplantae, Streptophyta, Magnoliopsida, Poales, Poaceae. Bases 225 to 2159 code for a protein of 644 amino acids.
UCCCCUCCGCGGCUCCUCCCCUCCAGCGCGCCCUCCCCUCCGCGGCUCCUCCCCUUCGACGCGGCUCGCCGCCACGGCUCGUCCCCUCCGGCACGGCUCGCCGCCACGGCUCGUCCCCUCGGGCACGGCGGCCUUCAAUAGCUUGGACACGCUGGAAUCAUCGAUUGGUGGGCACCCGUCUCGUCUUUCCCCUUCCUCGCGUGAGCACCGGCCGGCAUCCAAAGAUGGAUCGAAGUUGGGUGCGUGGUAAAUUAUUUUCUCCAGAAUACAUGGAUGGUGUCAAACAAUUUAUGAGCUUUGUUAAAGGGAAAUUCAGUGACAAUGUUGAAAUUCUAUGCCCCUGCAGUAGAUGUCUUAAUCAGAAGUACCUAGCUCAGGCUCUUGUGAAGAAACACAUACUAAUGAAUGGCAUGGACAAUAGCUAUACUCGAUGGAUUCAUCACGGAGAGGAUUUAAAUGUGGAAGUUAUUGAGCAUGUUCCUGCUGGUAUUGUGCAUUGUAGUCAUAAUUGGUCCACAGAUGGAAUAGGUGUGACAGAGGAGGACAGCAAUGAUAUUGAUCCUUUGGAAGCAUUUUUAGGAGACCUACAUACUGCUGCAGCACAGGAAGAUAGAGAGGUUGGAGAAAAUGAGGAUGGUGAUACAGAAUCUUGUGAGCAAGAUACAUUUUUUAGAAUUGCCAUGAAAGAGGCAAAGUGUAUGCUCUAUCCCGGUUGUACCAAAUUUUCGAGGUUCUUGUUUGUGGUAAAGCUGCUUCAUAUGAAGUCACUAUACAGGAUAAGCAAUUCUGCUUUUACUGCAAUAUUGAAGCUAUUGGCUGAAGCAUUCCCAGAAUACAAUACCCUUCCAAAAUCAUAUAAUGAAGCAAAGAGCAUUUUAAAGGAAUUAGGUCUUGGGUAUGAAUCCAUACAUGUGUGCCAGAACAAUUGUGUGCUGUUCAGGAACGAAUUUGCCAAGUUUGACAAUUGCCCCAUUUGUAGUCUCUCUAGGUGGAAAGACCCAGAAAGGAAGAAGAUUCCAGUGAAAGUGUUGCGUCAUUUUCCAUUGGUACCGAGGCUGAAAAGGAUGUUUGCAACCAAAGAAGCAUCAGAACAAGCUCAAUGGCACAAGUUGAAGCGGCAACCCAGUGAGAAGGAAAUGAGCCACCCAGCUGAUGGUGAGGCAUGGCAGGAUUUUGACCGAGAAUAUCCAGAUUUUGCAGAUGAUGCAAGAAACCUUAGACUUGGCCUUGCUACUGAUGGUUUCAAUCCCUUUUCAGAGAAGAACACAAAAUACAGCAUGUGGCCUGUAUUUGUUGUGCCAUAUAACCUUCCUCCUUGGGCAUGCAUGCAGGAGUCAAAUUUCAUGAUGGCUCUGCUUAUUCCAGGUCCUACAUGCCCCGGGAAGGAUUUUGAUUUAUUUCUUGAGCCUCUUAUAGAUGAUUUACUUGAGCUUUGGAAUGGGGUCCGUACAUAUGAUGCUAUUACUCGGAAAACAUUUAAACUUCGUGCUGCAGUUUUGUGGUGCAUCCAUGAUUAUCCAGCUUUGAGCACUCUUUCUGGCCGUACCACAAAAGGAUAUUUUGCAUGUAUUCAUUGUGACAAGCACCCUCUGUCAUAUGGCCUUAGGAGCAAAAUUGGGUAUGUUGGGCAGUUCCACCAAACAACUGGCUCCUGUAGCUACCCAGUUUAUGUAGAAAAAAAAUUGAGAGAAGAUGAGUACAAGGAUAAAGAACUUGAUGCUGUUGAUUUGUUUAAGAUGUGCCACUACAGCAACAAAAAGAAAGGAUACACGCCCACUGUACAAUCUGCUAUUACUCAAAUGGAAAAUCAGUUGGCUGCACCAACAGAAGAUGGACAACCCAAGUCUGCAACCCAAGUUGUCAGUGCUGUGCUUCAUCAAAACACAAAAACCAAUCACUUCCUUCGGAAUGUGGGCAACCAGGUUGCAAAGCGAAGGACUACACUACAAAAUGUUCAAGCAGAAUUGGAGGUGGAGAAAAGAACCAAUUCUGAGCUUCAGUUGAUCGUCAAGAACCAGCGUGAAGAAAUGGAUGGUUUGAAAAAUCAAGUCCAGGGAACAGAACAAGCAAGGAUCAAAGACCAAGAGGAGAACCGGAAGAAGCAAGCUGAGUUGGAGAAGAAAAUAGAGCUGCUGCUAAGCCAAAAUGGACAAAGCUGAGCAUAUGGUGGUCUGAUCUGGUAGCUUUUGGGUGGCCUUCAUAUUUUGCGGAGUUAUCUUGAUGAAUACUAUAUUUUGUUGUUGCUGGUUAUUUGCCUUGGAAAACUGUAUGGCUUCAACUCUAGAUUCUGGACAAAUGGAACUAUCUUUUGCUGAGCAUGUGGAUUCUGGAAUGUUAUUAUUUUGCUGA